Molecule: messenger RNA, 5105 nt
Organism: Ceratotherium simum simum (southern white rhinoceros)
Lineage: Eukaryota; Metazoa; Chordata; Mammalia; Perissodactyla; Rhinocerotidae
Gene: OTUD7B
Product: OTU deubiquitinase 7B
Biological process (GO): protein deubiquitination involved in ubiquitin-dependent protein catabolic process; protein K48-linked deubiquitination; protein K11-linked deubiquitination
Cellular component (GO): nucleus; cytoplasm
Molecular function (GO): K63-linked polyubiquitin modification-dependent protein binding; zinc ion binding; cysteine-type deubiquitinase activity
Source: RefSeq, a predicted model, not a curated record
UGUUUCCGGCCGGACAGCCGAAAGCCACCGAUCCUGAACCAGCAGCCGGAGUCAGAGUGGCGGCCGGGUGUGGAGCAGGCAAAAAGCCACUGGGGGAGGCCAGUCUCGAUCAGUCCCAUCUGGCUCCGACUCCUGAUCCUGUGCGGACCAACAGCCGCGGUCGCAGUCUCCGCCACCGCCUCCAUCGUCGUCGGGGGAGGGGCCGGCCGGACCCCGGGGUCACAGCCGAGGAAUGAGGAGAGGCGGCCGGGCCCCGCGCUCCGCCCCGGCCUAGGGCCUUGCCCCGGGAGCCGCGAGGGUGGAGGCCUGACUUUUGAUCUAUGUCCUCUCUACAUCAGCUGCCUGAAAGUACUUAAUGAUCACAUGACCCUGGACAUGGAUGCUGUCCUGUCGGAUUUUGUCCGUUCCACAGGGGCAGAGCCAGGACUGGCCCGAGAUCUCCUGGAAGGAAAGAAUUGGGACAUGAGUGCUGCCCUCAGUGAUUUUGAACAGCUACGUCAAGUCCAUGCUGGGAACCUGCCCCCGCCCUUUAGUGAAGGGAGUGGUGGCUCCAGGACCCCUGAGAAAGCGUUUUCUGAUAGAGAGUCUGCUCGCCCUCCCCGACCCACCCUACAGCGGCAGGAUGACAUCAUUCAAGAAAAACGCCUGUCUAGGGGCAUCUCCCACGCCAGCUCCAGCAUUGUUUCCCUGGCCCGGUCCCAUGUCUCCUCCAAUGGUGGGGGUGGGGGGAGCAGUGAGCACCCCCUGGAAAUGCCCAUCUGUGCCUUCCAGCUUCCAGAUCUCACUGUGUACAAUGAAGACUUCCGCAGCUUCAUAGAGAGAGACCUCAUUGAGCAGUCCAUGCUGGUUGCCCUGGAACAGGCAGGGCGUUUGAACUGGUGGGUGAGUGUGGAUCCCACCUGUCAGAGGCUGCUUCCUUUGGCAACUACUGGAGACGGAAACUGCCUCCUGCAUGCAGCCUCUCUUGGGAUGUGGGGUUUCCAUGACAGGGACUUGAUGCUGCGGAAAGCUUUGUAUGCCCUGAUGGAAAAGGGAGCCGAGAAGGAAGCAUUAAAACGGCGCUGGAGGUGGCAGCAAACACAGCAGAAUAAAGAGUCAGGGUUGGUAUACACAGAGGAUGAAUGGCAGAAGGAAUGGAAUGAGCUGAUCAAGCUUGCCUCAAGUGAACCCCGCAUGCAUCUAGGUACCAAUGGAGCCAAUUGUGGUGGGGUGGAGAGUUCAGAGGAGCCUGUAUAUGAGAGCCUAGAAGAAUUCCACGUCUUUGUCCUUGCCCAUGUGCUUAGGAGGCCCAUAGUCGUCGUGGCAGACACCAUGCUGAGGGACUCCGGUGGGGAAGCAUUCGCCCCUAUUCCCUUUGGGGGAAUCUAUCUGCCCUUGGAGGUCCCAGCCAGCCAGUGUCACCGCUCACCUCUGGUGCUCGCCUACGAUCAGGCCCACUUUUCUGCACUUGUGUCCAUGGAACAGAAGGAGAAUGCCAAGGAACAAGCUGUGAUCCCACUUACAGAUUCAGAGCAUAAGCUGCUGCCCUUGCACUUUGCUGUGGACCCUGGAAAGGGCUGGGAAUGGGGCAAAGAUGACAAUGACAAUGUCCGAUUGGCCAGUGUAAUCCUGUCCCUAGAGGUCAAACUGCAUUUGCUUCAUAGCUACAUGAAUGUGAAGUGGAUCCCAGUGUCCUCUGAUGCACAGGCUCCCCUGGCCCAGCCUGAGUCCCCCACAGCCUUGGCUGGAGAUGAGCCCCGGUCCACUCCUGAGUCUGGGGAAUCAGACAAGGAGUCAGUUGGCAGCAGUUCUACCAGCAAUGAGGGCAGCAAGCGGAAAGAGAAGUCAAAACGAGAUCGGGAGAAGGACAAGAAGAGGGCAGAUUCUGUGGCUAACAAACUGGGCAGCUUUGGCAAAACCUUGGGGAGCAAGCUUAAGAAGAACAUGGGAGGCCUGAUGCACAGCAAGGGUUCUAAGCCUGGAGGGAUGGGAAUGGGGUCAGGGGUAAGCAGUGGCACUGAGACACUGGAGAAGAAGAAGAAAAACACACUGAAGAGCUGGAAGGGUGGUAAGGAGGAGGCAGCUGGGGAUGGGCCUGUAUCUGAGAAGCCUACAUCUGAGUCUGUUGGUAAUGGAGGUAGCAAGUAUAGCCAGGAGGUGAUGCAAAGCCUGAGCAUUAUGAGGAUUGCAAUGCAAGGGGAGGGGAAAUUUAUUUUUGUUGGAACCCUGAAGAUGGGUCACCGUCACCAAUAUCAGGAGGAGAUGAUCCAGCGCUACCUUUCUGAUGCGGAGGAGAGAUUCCUGGCAGAGCAGAAGCAGAAGGAGGCAGAGAGGAAGAUUAUGAACGGAGGAGCAGGGAGUGGGCCUCCUCCAGCCAAAAAGCCAGAGCCAGAUGGCGGGGAGGAGCUGCUGACUGCCCCCCCAGCAGAGUCCAAGACAACGGCAUUCUCUACUGGCUACCCUGGGGGCUUUACUAUCCCUCGGCCUUCUGGGGGUGGAGUCCACUGCCAGGAACCCCGGAGGCAGUUGGCAGGGGGUCCAUGUGUUGGGGGCCUACCACCAUAUGCCACCUUCCCCAGACAAUGCCCUCCUGGGCGACCCUACCCCCAUCAGGACAGCAUCCCUUCUCUGGAGCCAGGCAGUCACUCCAAGGAUGGAGUUCACAGGGGUGCAUUGUUACCACCCACCUUCCGCGUUACUGAUUCCUAUAGCAAUGGCUACAGAGAGCCCCCUGAGCCAGAUGGAUGGGCCGGAAGUGCCCGGGGGCUUCCCCCAACCCAGACCAAAUGCAAACAACCGAACUGCAGCUUCUAUGGACACCCUGAGACAAACAACUUCUGCUCCUGCUGUUACAGGGAAGAACUGAGGAGGAGGGAACGUGAACCCGGUGGGGAGUUGCUGGUGCACAGGUUCUGAAUGAGGGAACCUUGGCGGGCAAGGGGGCUAAACAAAGAAAGUUAAGCUCAACUAAUUGGCUCAUCAAGACCCAGCCCCCAUGUUGACGGGGCAAAUGCAGUAAUGUUUCUGGGAGCCUGGCUAGAAACUUUGAAGUGUGUGUGCCCUGGAGAGCUGCCAGGCUGGCAAGAGCAGGUCAGGGCUGGACGGUGCCUCGUGGGCUGUACUAGUCCUUUGCCAAUCUUGACUUGAUGGGACUGAGGAGGUACAAGGGGGGAAAGAUGGUGAUUCUGUCGCAUAACCCCUUGGGUCUAUCCCAGGACCAAAGGGAAAGUAGGAGGGGAAGGUUUGGUGUGUGGGGGUGGGGAGGUGGGCAGAAGUCUGGAGGAGGAACAGGCAAAGGAGGUUCUCAGUUAAUAAAAGAAAAAGCAGACCAAAGUUCUUUUAGGUUGGAAAAAAGCACAUGGUGGUGGAGUCGGGAGUGGGGAAAGAAAAUGGGAAAUUACACAAAUUUGCUAUUAAUUUGAAUUAAGGUGGAAAUUAGGGUUGGAUAAAUUCUUCCUCCUGAAGGAUCUGGAAAGACAAGGCAGUAAUGUGUGCUCAUGGGUGCUUAUUAGGAGGGAGGUAGAUUAAAUUGGUUUAUUGAGAUGGGUAAGGGAGGAACUUAAAAGGAGAAUCCUUUUCCUCUUAAGUUUUACUUCCUUCUAAACAGCCAUCGGUCAUCUGUUCUAGUUCAAGAGGAGAUUGCUGAUUGCCCCCUAUCUUUUCCUCAUCCUUUUUGAGGUUUGAGCUCAGCUAAGUUAAGAAGGUUGUGAUUUUUUUUUUUAAGACUUUAAUUUUAUUAAAAAAAAUUCCCUGUGGGGAAGGGAAGAGCAGCGGUGUGUGUUGGAUUUUCUCCAGGUGAGUUGGCACAGGGGUGAUCUUUUUUAACUACUUAGCAAUAACCACACAUUGCGGUUUGAAUGCGCCUUGGGAGGGGUAGGAGAAGGACAGACGUUUGGCCAGACUGUUUCAAACAAAACCAAAAACCUGAAUAGAGCACUACCAUCCUCUGCUGCUGUGUUUCUGUAGAAAGCAACUUAUUUUUUUGACUAUUUUUUUUUUUUCCGGAAAAGAAACAAACAAAAAGACCCCAGCAAGCAAAAACAUUUUAAAGACUGAUAUUUUUUUUCCUAUUUAAAUGAUUCUUCUUCCUCUCUACUUUUGGAGAAAGAACGUAACAUCCCGGCUUCUUUUGUUAAGCCAUAGCUGACCUUAAUCUGUGGUUAGUUUAUUAAAAUAAUAAAAAAAAUUUGUAAGAGAUAUUUUUGAUAAUAGGACUGAUGUUGAAACAUGGGAUAGGGGUUAGGGGCAAUUUAUAAAAAGGUAGAGAAAUCUAUUUUAGUGAACUAUAACCACAGAUCACAGAUUACUCCCAAUGAGCUGAUCUGUCUUUGGGUUUCCCCCUUUCCCUGACCCAACCCUUUCCCCCAGGGGGUGGGAGUGGGCCUGUGGACACAAUAGGGGGAGCUCCUUUGCAUUUUGCACAAAGCACAAGUCUGGACAGCCUAUGCUCUGGCCAGCACCAUUUCUAAGAGCUUUAAACUGGAGGACCUAUCCUGGGCCGAUUUUCCUUUUUCUUUAUUUUUUUUUCUGGGGAAAAAAAUCAACUAUGCAAUUGUAUACACUCCUGGGUGCAUAUGAAGAAGGGGAAUAAGUAUACUUAAGUGUCCAGAGUGUUACUUGGGGCUAUUUCUCUGUAUUUAGAUUUCUCUUUUGAGGUAUGUACGCAUAACCCAUCCCGUGGAAUGUAAUCCCCACAUUUGAUCUAAGGCAGAGAUAGGCUGGGUGUAUGUGUUGGGUGACUCGUAUUUGCUUCUGCCCAAUCAGGAAAGUUGUCAUCAUAUUUCCCCCUUGGUAACAAAGCCAGCCAAGACUGUCCUCUUCAUUGGAACUUCUCACAGUUUAGAAAGGUUCCUUUCUCCUCAACAAACUUGAAAGUCACUUAUUUUCCGAAUCGGAUAGUCUGUUGGUUUAAUCAUGUCCUAUGGCUAUUAAUUCUUAGGCUUUUAUCUGAAAAUAGACUGGUGUUAGGCAAGCAAUGAGGUCAAAGGAAAUAGGUUCCAAAGGAGGGAAUGUAUAUAUAUCUGGACUGGGACUAGUAUGAGAAGAGCACUCCCCUCAGGUACAAAACUUAAGAGAGUGCCGAAAAACUCAGUAAUCAAGAUAAAUACUGUUUUAUUGCAGUAUUU